AUGUCGCUAGAUAUCCUAGUGGAAAUCCUUAGGUGGCCAGUGAUAUGGAAAGAUAGAGAGGGACAAGAGCAGGCAAUGGACAUCGAAGUUGAAGAGGAAAAUUGGACGACCUCGAUAAUCAAAUACAUCCGUGACGGGACCCUGCUCCUCGACAAAGGGAAAAAAAGACGCCUCAUCACCAAAGCAGUAUGUUAUACGAUCUUCCGCGAGCAUCUCUACAAAAAGUCUUACUCAAGCCCUCUCCUCCGAUGUGUCACCCCCAAGGAAGCUCAAUACGCCCUAGUGGAGCUUCACGACGGUGAAUGCGGCAGCCACUCUGAAGGUCGAAGCCUAACCCAUCGAGCGCUCACACGUCGGGUACUACUGGCCGACCAUGAGAGCAAAGAUUCGCGAAAGUCAUUCACUCUCCACCCGAAAUGUUAA
This is a messenger RNA of Tripterygium wilfordii, 423 nucleotides long. RefSeq lists its product as uncharacterized. Lineage: Eukaryota; Viridiplantae; Streptophyta; Magnoliopsida; Celastrales; Celastraceae. The transcript has a single exon. The coding region runs from base 1 to 423 and encodes 140 amino acids. The record is from RefSeq and is a predicted model, not a curated record.